AUGGCGUCAGGUUUGGGCGUGAAAACGAUGAGUACAAUUCCGUUGAAUGGCAAAAAUUUCCCCACUUGGAAAGUUCAAUGUCGAAUGGCACUUAUGAGAGAUGGUGUAAGGGGAAUUGUGGCCAAAACUGAAGUGUUGCCAAGUCCAGAUAAAGCCGAAGAUUUGGCAAAGUUUGUUGCAAGAAAAGAUUGUGCCUUGGCAACCAUUGUUCUGUCGGUCGAUCCGUCGUCGUUGUAUCUCCUUGGAGAUCCACAAGACCUUGCUGUGGUUUGGGAGAAAUUGACCAAUCAAUUCCAAAAGAAAACGUGGGCAAAUAAGUUGGCACUACGUUGUAAACUCUAUUCAUUGCGGUUAAAAGACGGUGAAUCAAUUCAGAAACACAUCAAAGAAAUGACUGAGAUAUUUGAUGGAUUAGCGGUCAUCGAUGACCCUAUAACGGAAGAGGAUCGAGUUGUUCAUUUGUUAGCAAGUUUACCUGAGUCAUAUGAUAUACUGGUUACAGUCCCAAAUGUUACCAUUGUGGAAAGUUUGGACACAUUAAACGAAACUGCCGAGAACUGA
Molecule: messenger RNA, 561 nt
Organism: Paramuricea clavata
Lineage: Eukaryota; Metazoa; Cnidaria; Anthozoa; Malacalcyonacea; Plexauridae
Source: the annotation of a GenBank genome assembly